AUGUACCGAUGCAGGAAAUGCUGUAUAAUAGUCGCUAUUGAGAAAAACAUAGUCCCUCAUGAACCAGGGAAAGGUGAAGAAUGCUUUGCUUGGAAGAAGAGAAGCGAAAAUUCUGCUGACCGAGUCCAGUGCUCUUCCAUCUUUGUUGAGCCUAUGAAAUGGAUGCAAACAAUUCAUGAUGGGUUUGUUGAAGAGAAGCUUCUUUGUUUGGGAUGUAACGCCCGGUUAGGUUAUUUCAACUGGGCUGGGAUGCAAUGUAGCUGUGGCGCGUGGAUUAAUCCGGCUUUCCAGCUCCAAGCCGAUUAG
Messenger RNA from Eruca vesicaria subsp. sativa (arugula), 306 nucleotides. Lineage: Eukaryota; Viridiplantae; Streptophyta; Magnoliopsida; Brassicales; Brassicaceae. The record is from the annotation of a GenBank genome assembly.